AUGCCUAUCGCUAUCUCCCCUGCCACGGUCAAGGCCGCCGCAGAGGCCGGCCUGCCCUCCGUCACCGAGAACAAGAAGCGCAAGAUCAUCUGCUUUUCAGACUUUGACGGCACUAUCUUCAUGCAGGACACUGGUCACAUCCUCUUCGACAACCAUGGCUGCGGCUCCAAGCAGCGCGAGGUCCUCGACGAGCAGAUCAAGAGUGGCGAGCGUUCCUUCCGCGACGUCUCGGAAGAGAUGUGGGGGUCCCUCAACGUUCCCUUUGACGACGGCUUCGAGGUCAUGGAGAAGACGCUCGAGAUCGACCCGGCCUUCCAGGAGUUCCACAAAUUCUGCAUCGACAAUGAGAUCCCCUUCAACGUCAUCUCGGCCGGCCUGAAGCCCAUCCUCCGCCGCGUGCUCGACACCUUCCUUGGUGAGGAUGCCUCGUCGCACAUUGAGAUCGUCGCCAACGACGCCGAGAUUACCGAUGAUGGCUCCGCGUGGAAGCCCGUCUGGCUCCACGACAACGAGCUCGGCCACGACAAGGCGCUUUCCAUGGGCGAGGCCCGCGAGCAGGCCGAGAUGGCUUGCGAGGACGGCACGAUCCCGCUCAUCGUCUUCAUUGGCGACGGCGUCUCCGACCUUCCCGCGGCGCGCCAGGCCGACGUGCUCUUCGCCCGCAGGGGUCUGCGGCUCGAGGAGUACUGCGUCGAGAACGACAUCAAGUACAUCCCGUUCGACACCUUUGCCGACAUCCAGAAGGAGAUCCAGCGCAUCCGGGCCGAGGACGACAAGAAGACGGGCGGCAAGGGCAUGCCCGCGGCCUUCAACCCGCGCGCCAACAUGUGGCGCCGCAUGUCGAGCAAGAGCGCCAUCCCCAGGAUGGUGGCCAUCACCCCCGCCGAGGAGAAGAUGUUCCUCUGGCCCGACGUCUUCAGCGUCGCGUCGCCGAGCAUCGAGAAGGCCAACGUCGCUCCCGUCUUUGCUUAG
Molecule: messenger RNA, 972 nt
Organism: Colletotrichum spaethianum
Lineage: Eukaryota; Fungi; Ascomycota; Sordariomycetes; Glomerellales; Glomerellaceae
Product: pdp3-interacting factor 1
Exons: 2
Coding region: 1-972 (323 amino acids)
Molecular function (GO): phosphatase activity
Source: RefSeq, a predicted model, not a curated record